Messenger RNA from Ctenopharyngodon idella (grass carp), 5253 nucleotides. RefSeq names its product G protein-coupled receptor kinase interacting ArfGAP 1 (gene git1). NCBI's taxonomy places the organism in Eukaryota, Metazoa, Chordata, Actinopteri, Cypriniformes, Xenocyprididae. Bases 471 to 2756 code for a protein of 761 amino acids. Gene Ontology annotation, molecular function: GTPase activator activity; protein binding. Gene Ontology annotation, biological process: regulation of ARF protein signal transduction; brain development. The transcript has 21 exons. The record is from RefSeq and is a predicted model, not a curated record.
AAAGAAAGCGAGAGAGCGAGAGACAGACGUCAGAGAGAGGGAGAGUAUGCAGCCCGCCAUACAGAAGUGUAUAGGGCAGUGGAUGUAAAUAAACCGUGUACUGUAUCCAUACUUUUCUUAUUCCCACCCCCUUUUGCCCGAGACAGAGACGGGGCUUGGAUAAUGAUCGGGGGAAAAAGAUUAGUGGGGACGCCCAUAAUUAAAUAAUCUGAUAACGUAAGGGGCCUUCUGAAAAUUUUGAUUCAUUCAGAGGAAUCGUAAAGUCCUUGCAGCGUUAAGACAGAAGACACCGCAGAAAAAAGGAAGGAGAGAGAGAAGGGUGAGGACCGGGAGCGCUGGAGAGCUCGUCGCCGGCUUCCGGACAUUCAGGGCGGCAUUAAAAUCGCAUACGUCGCUCCUGGGGGGACAGCAAGCCAAAUAUCUUAAGUAUUGGACUAAAAUCUCUGGAAGCGGUAGAUUUUGUUUUAGCGAUGUCCAGGAAAGUCCAAAGAAGCGAGGUGUGCGCCGACUGCAGUGCACCAGACCCGGGCUGGAGCAGUAUAAACCGAGGGGUUUUGAUUUGUGAUGAAUGCUGUUCUGUGCACCGGAGCCUGGGCCGACACAUUUCCAUCGUCAAACACCUGCGACACAGCGGCUGGCCUCCUUCCUUACUGCAGAUGGUGCAGACGUUAGCCAGUAACGGCGCUAACUCGAUCUGGGAACACUCCCUGCUGGAUCCAGCACAAGUUCAGAGUGGGCGCAGGAAACCGAACCCACAAGAUAAAGUCCACCCCACUAAGUCAGAGUUCAUUCGCGCCAAGUACCAGAUGUUAGCCUUUGUCCACAAGCUGCCCUGCCGUGAUGAUGAUGGGGUCACUACGAAGGACCUCAGCAAGCAACUGCACUCAAGUGUGCGGACAGGAAGUCUGGAGACGUGUUUACGGUUGCUGUCACUGGGGGCACAAGCCAACUUCUUUCACCCGGAAAAGGGCACGACCCCUUUGCAUGUGGCUGCCAAAGCGGGGCAGGUUCUGCAGGCCGAGCUGCUGGUGGUGUAUGGAGCGGAUCCAGGAGCUCCAGAUAUCAAUGGCCGUACACCUAUAGAUUAUGCGCGGCAAGCAGGUCACGUGGAGCUCGCUGAGCGCUUGGUGGAGUGUCAGUAUGAGCUCACGGACAGACUGGCCUUUUACCUGUGCGGACGUCGCCCAGAUCACAAGAACGGUCAUUAUAUCAUCCCUCAGAUGGCAGACAGAGCUCGCCCUAAGUGCCCGACGCAGAGCCUGGACCUCUCUGAACUGGCCAAGGCAGCCAAGAAGAAGCUUCAAGCGUUAAAUAACCGCUUGUUCGAGGAGCUGGCUAUGGAUGUGUACGACGAAGUGGACCGUAGAGAGAAUGAUGCAGUGUGGCUGACAACUCAGAACCACAGUACGCUUGUGACCGAACGGAGUGCCGUCCCCUUCUUACCCGUCAACCCUGAAUACUCAGCGACACGCAACCAGGGACGGCAGAAAUUGGCUCGCUUUAAUGCACGAGAAUUCGCCACCCUCAUUAUUGACAUUCUCAGUGAUGCCAAGCGGCGGCAGCAUGGAAAAGGCCUGACAAGCCCCACAGACACACUGGAUCUGAGUCAGGCAGACGAUGACCAGCACGAUUAUGACAGCGUAGCGUCUGACGAAGACACAGACAGCGAGCUGACCGCACAUAAUAACAACAACACCCAGCGCAACAACCGGGCCAAGAGCAUGGACUCAUCCGACCUGUCAGAUGGGCCCAUCACACUACAGGAGUAUCUGGAGGUCAAGAAAGCACUGGCCUCCUCAGAGGCCAAAGUUCAACAGCUCAUGAAGGUCAACAACAACCUGAGCGAGGAGCUGCGGAGGCUACAGAAGGAGAUCACGCGGAUGCAGACGGAGAACAGCGUGCUGCGGGGGGCCCAGGCUGGGGCCGGGGGCGCUCUGACCGGGGGUGGUGGCACAGGGCUGUGGACUGGUGGGGUAAGGGGUACAUGUAGUGGAGGAGGGGUAGGCGGAGACUCCGGCCUAACCGCACCCUCGACCGCUCCCCUCCGCCGGGAUAGACAAGCUUUCUCUAUGUAUGAGCCUGUGGGGACCACCCCCAAAGCUCUCACCCCAGCCCUGGACCCCCUGACGGGCCGCCUGCAGCCUCUCAGCCCCGUGCGAAAGGGCGCCCCUGCGGGUCCCACCCCCUACGGAGGGCCGCACCUGUCAGCCUCCACUGACGGACGAUAUAAUCCUCCAAAAGCAGGAGAGAAAUACGGGAGCGGUACUGAUAGUGACUAUGACAACUCUCAAACAUACGAUGUCUCUCUUGGUGUGGGCCGCAGCAGUGAGGAGGACAGCAGGGGGGAUGUGGAAGACACAGAGGGUGACCCUGACCCCACGCUGCCCUGCACAGAAGACGUCAUCCUCAAAACCGAGCAGGUCACCAAGAACAUCCAGGAGCUCCUGAGAGCUGCACAGGAGUUUAAACACGACAGUUUUGUGCCAUGCUCAGAGAAAAUCCAUUUAGCUGUGACGGAAAUGGCCUCGCUGUUUCCUAAGAGACCAGCGCUGGAUGCAGUACGUUCUUCCUUGAAGCUCCUGGGGGCCAGUGCGUCCCGUCUGCAGGUAGAGUGUCGUAAAGCGGCGCCCUCCGACUCGUCGGCCAGCACAGUGGACUACCAGCUGCUCACCCAGCAGGUCAUCCAGUGCGCCUACGACAUCGCCAAAGCUGCCAAGCAGCUGGUCACCAUCACUACCCGUGAAAAAAAACAGUGACCCACCUGGCACACUGGGGUCCAGCGGGAAGGGGCAAAGACUGAGAAACGGGAGAGGAGGAAGACACUAAGUAAAAACUGACGGCUGGGAAUCUUUGGUCAGGUUGAUAGAAAAAUUAUGUGAGGGAACGAAGAUGGGGAAAAAAAAAAGUUAAAUGCAUGGGUGAUCAAUCCAGCUUUGGCCACCCGGACGCAGAGAUAUGGAAUGUUUGGGAGAAGCCGAAUGGAGCGGCCUGGUUUUCCUUACUCUUCAGUUCUGUUUUUCAGGAGGAUCUUCUCUCGUCUACACAUCUAAAUAUAAUAACACUACACACGCAGAUCCACAAUUCAGUGCUGAUGGUCUGUUAGUGCAUGGGCGGCUACUGUUUGGUUCUCUUCGUGAAAUACUCAAGCACUCCUAACCAUCACAGAACCAGAAAUGUUUCUCCUAAAUCGUUUAUUUUCUGUUUUUCCUCUCUCUCUCUCUCUCUCUCUCUCUCUCUCUCUCUCUCUCUCUCUCUCUCUCUCUCUCUCUCUCUCUCUCUCUCUCUCUCUCUCUCUCUCUCUCUCUCUCUCUCUCUCUCUCUCUCAUUCGAUUCAAUUCAAGUGCCGCUCCAUUGGCCUGUUUCUCUUGGGACAAAUGUACUGACUUUAAACAACAACACACUGGAGUUAUUUUAAUGACUAUGACUUGUUUCGCAUUAUUGUUACAAUUAUUGAUGUCUUCUUUUGAUUUUCGUUUCGGUUUGUCAAGUGGAAAUCACACAGAGCUUUGCGAACAGUAACAGGGGUGAACGAUAACCUGUGAAAACUAACCAGAACACUCCCGUCCUCCAGUGGUAGAAGCACUGGUUCACUCACACAGUGUUUUAAUAUGUAUACUACAUUGUUUUUUUUUUUUUUGUCGAAGUGCGUUGAACACUAGCCAAAGGAGCAGAGGGGAGUGAUGACACUACAGUUGCGGAUCCCUCUUUUUUUUUUUUUUUUUUUUUUUUUUCGUCGUCUUCGAGCACAAAGACAACAGUUGGGGUUGAUGUACAGAAAAGGCUCGCCGGAUCUCGUCCUGGCUCCUCUCAUCUCAUCUCAAUCCCAACAUUAAUGGGUUUUGCUAUCAGAACAAUGCAAAUGUGUUAGCACAAUCAUUGUCUUCAGCUUAUUAGUUUAGGAUAAGACACCAUGUCUUCAUUUUCUGCACAUUAUUGACUUAAUUGAAUGGCCUUCUUCAUCAGUUUAGCGGAGUAAAGAGGACUCUUCACUUCAGGACCAGGCUUUUUUUUGUUGUUUGUGUGGUGGUUUUUUCCAUUUGAUUUCAUGCUGUUCUUUAUAUUUCAUGAUUUUUUUUUUUUAUCGAGCAUAUGUUGUAGUUAAUGUUUAUUAAUGUAAGAAGAUCCUUAUGUUCUAUAAGCUACAAGCAUGUGAAUGUUGAUGGUUGAAGACGACCACUAUCAAUGUUCUCAUCACUAACAUUUCAGAUACAGUCACAGGGAAAACAUGUGAUGUCCAUCUGCUGCAUCAGGACCAGCGUAGUCACAUUCUGUGGCAUCAGUCGGUGUGAUCGGUGAGAAUUGUGGGGGAAUGAGCCCCUCGUGAUAUCGAUGUUCAUGGGAGAGGAGUUGAACUGGAGCUUCCAGUACGAACGCACACGUAGAUGAACGUUUGAUGCCACAUCUGUGUGCGUGCGCGAUCAAAUCAAGUAUUUGUUGUACAGUUACUUUGCGUUUUAGAUGUCAUGCUACAGGCCUUAAACUUCCUGUUAUUUUCCAUAUCGGUUUUACCCUACCAGCCUUUUAAGUUAAGCCUUUUUUGUUUUGUUUUUGCUUUUUUUGUUUCUUUAACUUGGGGAAUGGGAUAAAGUUAGCGUCCCCUGAAAAAGUGUCAAAAAGAUUGUCUGAUCAUUGCCUUUGCACAUCUGCUAGACUGAUUUUAAUCAGUACUCGAGUGACUCUCUAGAAGCACAUGGUGAGUAAAAACCGUGUAUGCAUAAAUAUACAUUUCUUUUCUUUGUAUAUUUAUAUUUAUAUAAAUAUACAAAUAUACAUUCGUUUUCAACUAAAAAUGUCAGGAUGGUCACUGGGUGAUGGCUUACUGUGAUGAAGACUUGGGAGAAAGAGCUUGGGCUGUUAUUUAAUAAGCACUAAAUUCAGAGAGGUAUCUGGGAAAGGGAGUCUUUGCACACACACUUUGUCCAACUCUGGAUCUGAUUCCUUUCAAAGUAGUAAGUAGACAUUUUCCCAGUCAUCCUGCUGCAGAUGCAUACGUGGCUCAAAUAAUGCACCGGUGAAAUUAUUUUUGAAGACUAAUACACACAUUCUCUCUCUCUUCCGUUAUCUGUCAUACUAGCUGCACUGUACUUGUUUGUUAUCACUCGUUCUUACAUGAGAGAUUAGCUGAUGGGAGAAAUUUGUUUAGCAGAGGCUACCUGUAAGAUAUAGAAAUUAAAUAAAAAGACUAAGCAAAACCAUUUAAAUCGUAAUAAAGACUCAUAAGCUGUACAUUUGUAAUAAAUAAAAGAAAAAGUU